CCGGCCCGGACGAAUUCUCUCACUCAUCAGGGGUAGAUUGAGCGAGCGAAACCCUAGAGAGAGAGAGAGAGAGAGGAAGAAGAAGAAAGCGGGAAAGGCGUUCAGGUUCAGAGGCUGUGAGCCCUGGAAAUGGACAGGGUUACCGAGAAGGAGAGAUCAAGCAAGCGUUCUCGAGAAGAACGCAAUGGUGACCACAAGCAUCGAAGUCGAGACGCCGAGGAAAAGCAUUUCUCCAAGGAUGAAAAGCACCGUGAGUCCGAUCAUUCCCAUCGUCGGCGUCACCAUCGGUCGGACCGUGAUUCAAAGCUUGAGCGUUCGCAUGAGUCGCGCGAUCUCAAACAUCGGCGUGAUAGGUCUCCCGAUGAGCGUGAGAGCUCCCAAGAUCGAGAUUUUAAGCGGGAAAGAUCUUAUGAUGUUAGGGAUGAGAGAGAGAGGAGUAGAGAUAGGGUUUCGUCUAAGCGAGAGCGGUCGAGUGAGCCGAGAGGGGAGAGAGAGGGCAGCAAGGAGAGGGGCAAGCUGCGCGAGGUUAGGCGCGAGCAGUCGGAAGAUGAGUAUGAACGGGAAGGAUCGUUGGGGCCAAACCAGAAUUCUGUACGUUCAAACAAAAGGAAGGAGAGGGGAGGAAGUGAGGAUAGGUUCGAUGGUGGUGAGAAGAGAGCUAGAGCUUUAGAAGAUGGGAAGGAAGUGAAUGUAGCUGAGAUGGAUGACAGAAAGGAGCGGAGGAGAUUUGCCGACGGUGAGAAAGAUGAUGAAGCAAACAUGAGUGGUAGGGGAAAGAGGGAGAGGAAGCGGUUUGGGGAUCGGGCAAAGGAAGAGGAUAAUGGUGGAAAUGUUGAUGGGAAAGUUCAGGUUGGAGGCACCUCUGAUGAGAAAAGGUCCAUGGGGAAUGGAUCUUCGGUGGAACAUAUUGAUAUGUCAUCUAGUGUGCCCCAGAAUUUGUUACAUCCUGGUCAUUCCCAUCCUAUCAAGGUAUCUUCAAUUUCUACCACAAAUGAAAAUAAGGGAGUUAGUAUUGCCAGAUCUCAUGAGGUUCAUGGAAAAUCUAGUACAGAUGGGACAUCUUCAACCGCGGGGAAAAGUGGAAAUCUCUCUCUUGAUGCUUUAGCAAAAGCUAAGAAAGCUUUACAGAUGCAGAAAGAAUUGGCCGAGAAGUUGAAGAAAAUUCCCUUGAUGAAGAAGGAUGGGUGGUCAAGUUCUGCAAGUAGCUCAGCUGUGAAAUCGGAGGAGAAAGCUAAGCCAGCAGGUGGUUUAUUGGGGCUAACGGCAACUACAAAUGUCACCACUACCCUUUCUGCUGGGGUAGCAUCAAGUUCGUCGACCUUACCAGCUGCCAACGCACUUGGUGGUGGUAUUAAUGUUCCAGCUAGCCUUACCUCUAUACCCCAUUUUGAAGCUGUCAAACGUGCACAGGAGCUUGCUGCCAGGAUGGGAUUUCGCCAGGAUCCAGAGUUUGCUCCUCUUAUAAAUUUGUUUCCGGGGAAUGUAGCAACUGAUGUUGCUGUUUCACAGAAGCCAAGCAAGGCUCCUGUGCUUCGCCUUGAUGCACUCGGCAGGGAAAUAGACGAACAAGGAAAUGUUGUCAAUUUAACCAAACCCAGCGACCUCAGCACUCUAAAGGUUAACAUCAACAAACAGAAAAAGGAUGCAUUUCAAAUUCUUAAACCUGAACUUGAUGUGGAUCCCGAAUCAAAUCCUCAUUAUGAUGAGAGGAUGGGUAUAAAUAAAACUAAACUGUUAAGGCCAAAGAGGAUGAGUUUCCUGUUCGUUGAGGAGGGGAAAUGGUCCAAGGAGGCUGAAACCAUAAAAUUAAGGAGUAAAUUUGGAGAGGCACAAGCUAAAGAACGAAGGGAGAAGCAGGCACAAUUGGCCAAGGCCAAGGCUGCACCUGAUAUAAAUCCAAAUCUGAUUGAGGUAUCGGAGAGAGUUGUGAAAGAAAAAACAAAAGAACCAAUUCCUGAAAUCGAGUGGUGGGAUGUCCCUCUUUUGCAUUCUGGCACAUAUGAGCAUGUGGGAGAUGGUUCUGUGGCUGAUGAUAAAAUAAGGAAGGAUAAGAUUACCAUAUAUGUGGAGCAUCCUCGUCCUAUUGAACCUCCUGCUGAACCAGCUCCUCCGCCUCCUCAACCACUAAAGCUAACAAAGAAGGAGCAGAAAAAACUCCGUACGCAGCGUCGUCUGGCGAAGGAGAAAGAUAGACAGGAGAUGAUUAGACAAGGCCUGAUAGAACCACCUAAACCAAAAGUUAAAAUGAGCAAUUUAAUGAAAGUUCUUGGCUCAGAAGCAACCCAAGACCCUACAAAACUUGAGAAAGAGAUUCGUGCUGCAGCUGCUGAGAGGGAACAAGCUCACAUAGAUAGAAAUAUUGCACGAAAACUGACCCCAGCAGAACGCCGUGAAAAGAAAGAACGCAAGCUUUUUGAGGAUACAAAUUCACUGGAGACAAUUGUAUCCGUUUACAAGAUCAAUGAUUUAUCACACCCACAGGCCCGGUUUAAAGUUGAUGUUAAUGCUAGAGAGAACCGUUUGAGUGGAUGUGCUGUGAUAUGUGACAACAUCAGUGUUUUGGUCGUUGAAGGGGGCAGCAAAUCCAUCAAGAGGUAUGGGAAGCUUAUGCUUAAGCGCAUAAAUUGGGCCGCUUCCGUGAAAGAGGAAGAAGAGGAGGAUGAAAAUGACGACAAGCCCGUUAAUAAAUGUUCAUUGGUAUGGCAAGGAAGUGUUGCCAAAUCUAGCUUCCAUAAAUUUUCUAUCCAGGAGUGCAUGACGGAGGCAGCUGCUAGGAAGAUUUUUGCUGAUGCUGGUGUUGGUCAUUAUUGGGAUCUCGCCGUUAACUUUUCUGAUGAUCUAAUAUAAUCGGAACUUCUGCAGGUAGCAGUUGAUGUGAUUUGCUUGUUCAUCAUAGUAUGCGGACUAUUUCAGCUGAUGGUUUGCUUUGGUGUCUUGUAUGGUUGAGAAUUGUUUGAAGUUGAUAUAACAUCACGGGCUGGUCUCGCCUGUUUCCAUUAAUAGGUGGGGAAAUUUCAUUAUGUUCCAACUGAGUUCAUGGGAUCUUCACCUAUUUCAUGAAUCAGAAUCAGACUUCUGUAUGAAAAAAUGUUGUUUGUAGCAACUAGCAAACAGAACUUUGAAACCGUAGCACGCAAGAUCAUCAUCUCAAGAAAAGGGUAUUUUGUCCAAUUCGCCUAUAGUCUUUCAUUUCGUGUACUUAAAUAGAUGAGUUGUGACUCUUUCCUCCACCUUUCAUUACCAAGGAAUGUUUGACAAUCCAUUCCGUUUGGUAGUUAGAUGAAGUGAAGGUGGCUUUGAAUAAUUUUCUACUAGAAAGAAAAGGUACUUUUUUUAGUCUUUUAACCAC
Messenger RNA from Cucurbita pepo subsp. pepo (vegetable marrow), 3349 nucleotides. The record is from RefSeq and is a predicted model, not a curated record. Lineage: Eukaryota; Viridiplantae; Streptophyta; Magnoliopsida; Cucurbitales; Cucurbitaceae.